GACCAAAUAUCAAUAGUAAAUAAUAAAUGUUUUUAUUCUACUCAAACUCAAUAUAAAUAAUUUUGCACAGCGAUCGUCACUAAAUCAACAUGCAUAAAAAAUUAACAAAUAUAUAUUUGUAACCUUUCGCGCAACUAAAAUGUUGAAUAUUAAGGUUAAACAUUCUAAAGUUUACUUUCUGAUAAAAAGGAUAAAAUUUGAAAUGUUUGAGAUUAAAACUUUGUGUAAACAAUUGACGAAAUUAAAGUGAAUGGUUAUUUAUUUAUUUAUUUAUUUAAAAAAAUAAUUUUAUUUAAAAUGAUUGUUAUAUCAUUGAAGAGAUUGUUGCGAAAAUGUCCAAUAAACUUGACAAGAAAUUUGCCAUGGAAGCAAUGGGCUAUUUUUUUGGCUCACGUAUUUUUAUACUUGAUUGUUUAUUGGCUUUAUGGAGGAAUUUUUACAUUGUUUUUUAUAUUCUGCGUUGAAGCUACAGAACUUUUAUACAAAUUAGAAGACGUGUUUGUUUAUCAUCCAGUAAUACCCACACAUUCACGUAUCUAUGUACCAUCACCGUCGAUGUUUAGUCUGCCAUAUCAGACAAUUUAUAUACAUUCUAAAGAUGGUACAAUAUUACAUUCAUUUUUUAUAUCACAACCUGGCGAAGAAGCUAAACAAUCACCAACAAUUCUUUAUCUUCAUGGGAAUGCUGGUAACAUUGGUCAUAGGCUCAUCAAUGUAUCAGGAUUAUAUCAUAAAGUUAAGUGUAAUAUAUUAGUAUUAGAAUAUCGUGGCUAUGGUUUUUCACAAGGCACACCUACGGAAUCUGGUCUUUACAUGGAUGCUCAAGCUGGUCUAGAUUAUUUAUUAAGCCGUAAUGAUAUUAAUACCAAUGAAAUUAUUGUGUUUGGUAGAUCACUGGGAGGAGCAGUAGCUAUCGACUUGGCUGCUAAUUAUAAUAAACAAAGAAUUUGGUGCCUUAUAUUAGAGAAUACAUUUACAAGUAUUCCGGAGAUGGCCUCUGUUUUAAUCGGAUACAAAAUAAUAAAAUAUUUACCACUUAUUUGUUACAAAAACAAAUUUACGUCAACGGACAAAGUUGCGUCUUUAAAUGUGCCAACAUUAUUUAUAUCCGGUCUUGCGGAUACUCUGGUACCGCCACACAUGAUGACUGAACUUUACAACAAAUGUAAAUGUAAUUACAAAAAAUUAUUGACUAUUGAAGGUGGUACACACAAUGAAACGUGGGUUCAAACAGAUUAUUAUAAACAUUUAGUUGAAUUUAUAAGCCAACUCAGAGAAAAACCGCGUACGUUUGACGACAAUAGCUGUCAUUAUUUCAUGGAUAAUAUUUAAAUAAUUUAUUUACUAAAUAUUGCGUCCAAAUAUCAAUAAAUAAAUAAUCAAAUUGACGUACUAAUUUUAAAAUAAACAUUUACACGACAGUAAAUGUUCUGUGAUUUUAAAUAAUUUUAAUGAUAUAUAAA
This is a messenger RNA of Cotesia glomerata, 1463 nucleotides long. RefSeq names its product protein ABHD13 (gene Bem46). Gene Ontology annotation, cellular component: membrane. NCBI's taxonomy places the organism in Eukaryota, Metazoa, Arthropoda, Insecta, Hymenoptera, Braconidae. The transcript is spliced from 5 exons. The coding region runs from base 298 to 1332 and encodes 344 amino acids. Gene Ontology annotation, molecular function: palmitoyl-(protein) hydrolase activity. The record is from RefSeq and is a predicted model, not a curated record.